This is a messenger RNA of Menidia menidia (Atlantic silverside), 2300 nucleotides long. The record is from the annotation of a GenBank genome assembly. NCBI's taxonomy places the organism in Eukaryota, Metazoa, Chordata, Actinopteri, Atheriniformes, Atherinopsidae.
ACCGAGCAGUGCGUCCACCUCAGAGCAUCCAGGAUGACAGGGAUUACUCUGGUGCUUUGCUUUCUGCUCUUUCCUCUCUAUGACACCCAAGAGCAUGCUGUCAACGAGCUGUACACGGUUAUAGAGAAGGGUCAGGACAGUUUUGUGGACCCUGUUCAAAACAACCAGAGCAGGCUCCAGCUUAAGGAGCCCUCCUUACCCAUCAAUGAGCUCCUGGAGAAAAGCAGCAAAAUUGAGUCUAAAUUUAGCCUCCAUCCUCUACCCUCCGCUGUAUGGCCCAAGCACAGUGACCUCGGCCCCAUUCCCCGCCACCACAACAAGAGCAAAAAGGGCCCCAAAAGCGACCGUUUGACCGAACACAACAGCGAGAAAAGCAGAGGAGAAUCCGUGGGUCUGCUCCCCAAAAUCCUGCUGACGGGAGCAGCAGGUUCCUCCUCCAACCGCACGGCACAGAAAGCCCACCAGGACUCCCAGCCCCACAUCCCCCCGCCUCAGCAGGGGGAGGCCGAGGGACACCCCAACGCCAGGCCCAGGGCCCCGGCCCACGCCCAGCCCCAGGCCCAGCCCCAGCAGCCCGCCGCCUCUCCGCGCAGAGAUCCCCCAAACCGGAGGCAGGACCCCGAGGAGAACCGGCCCGGAAAGUCCAGCCUCUACCAGUCUGGAAUCAGCCCGGGGACCUGGAACAACAGCCGCCCACCGGUAGUCUUCAACCGGCGCUCCUCCAGCCUGCUCUUCCAGUUCGACAUCCUGAGACGAGAGUCUGACUUUACCCACGAUGCCUUCUGCAUGAGUGAGUGCAGGAAGGAGAAGGAUGAGAGGGAAUAUUACUGCUACAGCGAGUUUGCUGUCAACGGGAUUGUCCAUGACAUUGAAGUGGUGCGUAAAGGAAUCCGGCUCAUCACGCUGAUGGUCAGCAGCGAUGGCUUCUACAAGAUGAGCCGUCUGUACGUGACGCCCGACAGCUUUUUCUUUAAAGUGCGCCUGCUGGUCUUGGAUACCUUCAAGUGCAGCAAGCCCUGCCCUGACAUCAAGCUUGGCACCAGAUACAUUGUAAUGGGCCAGAUCUACCACCGGAGGCGCCACCUUCCCAGCGACCUGCUGAGCCUGUUGGGCAGCAAAUUGAAGCCCGGUGACGGCCUCCUACGAAGCAACAACUACGUCAAGAGGUUUAACAAAAGGAGACACCAGAGAGCUCUGGAGGCCACCCGCUCCAGGUGUAGGUGAACACACAGAGAUGGGACUGUCGCCCCCUGCUGCAGGGGAAGAGACAUUGCAGCUCACAUCAAGCGAUCCUAACUAACCCCUCCGUGCCGUGCAAGACAGAAGGACGUGAUGCAUACGCCAUGGAUGUCCUCUCACCUGGGCUCCCCUCACGUAUCAUAAUACUGGCUCGAUUUUUAUUCAAGUUCCCAAAGGGCUGAGCAGCGACGUUUUUCUUACAAUCACUUUCAAGUAAAUGGAUUUUUCUGGUUGAUAUAGAAAUAUCUAGGUCUGUCAAGUCCACACUAGCUAUUCAUUCAUGACUGGUUCCUAAGUUGAUCAUUUUCUUCUGCAGUAAAAUAUUUUGUUCAUUUAACCAAUCUUGGUUCCUUUUUUUUUUAUAUAUUACUACAAGUUUUGAACAUGAUUAGUGAUCAGGGAUGCUUCCAAAACAACAUCAUACCAAAACACUACAGUAGUAAUGCAUUUUUUUAUGUUUGCAUGCAUGAAAAUAGACCAUUAAAUGUUGGAAUCAAGGGUUUGAAAACCCAGCUACAAAUCAAAGAAGGGGGAGAGAAAAAGGGACACGGUGGCAGCAAAAGAUCUUUGCUGGUCAUGAGAGCAGCUUAUUUUCCAAACUUUAAUAAUGUGUCCUUGAUGAAAUGUUUGCCUGACGUGUAAAAUAGGGCCUUGCUGAAUGAGGAGCAAAAGGUGUGGUUUUGUGGGGAAUAAGCCACAUAUCUAAUCACAGCAACCCGAUCCUCUACACACCUGGACUCUAAAAGAAAGUUCCCCCGUCACGGCUCCUUUUGCUGUUUUCUUGCUUACGCACAAAAAUCAGUGAAGGCCAGCGCUCAGAUGGGGGUAUUUGAAAAAUGUAGGCAGGUUCACAAAAGAAGGGAGGUGGGAGUAAUGCGGAGGACAAAUAAAGGAGGUUAUGUAAAAUUAGGACAAGGCCUACAAUGUCUUUCUACAUGAAUAGCUCGACCCAAAAUCCCUGGCUUGAUUGUAGUAUCAUGUGAACUCAACAUGCUUCUUAUGAGAGGGAAAAGAUUUUUGCACUGAACUCUUGCAUUGCUUUUUACUUAACAUGAACUCAA